AUGGUAAACACUGAGCUGACAAAGGGUAAAAGGUUUGAAAUGGGGUUAAGGCCAGAGAUUAAGGAAAUCAUGGCAGCCCAGCAGUAUACUACUUAUGCGAAGGUUGUACGUCAAGCACAGGCAAUCUCUAAUGGUUUAGGACUGGUAAAGAAAACCCAACCUAGCACCGAGUCGUCUAUAAAGAGAAAGUGGCAAGGUUAUGAUAAGGAGAAAGGCAGGAAUCAGAAUAAGAAAGGAAAGAUUAGGUUAGACUCAAAUAAAACUUUUCCUCAAUGCUCUGAUUGCAACAAGCGACACUUGGGUGAAUGUCUUCAAGGAAAGGGAGUAUGCUACAGUUGUGGUAAGAGUGGUCAUUUCUUUAGAGAAUGUCCAGAGAAGAAGAGAGAAGCUGAUCAGUUUAAGAAGGGAAAGGCCAGAGUAUUUGCUUUGACAGGAGAAAAGGAGGAUCAGAACACAGACGUAAUAACUGGUAUGUUACCAGUAUCUGACGUACCUGCUAUUAUCCUUAUGGAUUCUGGAUCCACUCAUUCAUUUAUUUCUACAAUUUUCAUGGAUAAGAUUGGGAAUGAAUUCGUAAAAAUGAAUAACAUUUUAGAAGUUAGUACACCAUCAGGCGAAGUGAUUAAUACCAAUUAA
Olea europaea var. sylvestris is the source of this 636-nucleotide messenger RNA. RefSeq lists its product as uncharacterized. The record is from RefSeq and is a predicted model, not a curated record. The coding region runs from base 1 to 636 and encodes 211 amino acids. Lineage: Eukaryota; Viridiplantae; Streptophyta; Magnoliopsida; Lamiales; Oleaceae. The transcript has a single exon. Gene Ontology annotation, molecular function: nucleic acid binding; zinc ion binding.